This is a messenger RNA of Cryptomeria japonica (Japanese cedar), 2645 nucleotides long. RefSeq names its product protein IQ-domain 26. Lineage: Eukaryota; Viridiplantae; Streptophyta; Pinopsida; Cupressales; Cupressaceae. The transcript is spliced from 8 exons. The record is from RefSeq and is a predicted model, not a curated record. Gene Ontology annotation, molecular function: protein binding. Bases 708 to 2294 code for a protein of 528 amino acids.
AAUGUCAAUGAAGUUUGCUCUCAGAAUGUACCCGCAAUUUGGUGAGCUUGUCCCGUGGAAUAAAACAUGACGAUUUGCCAGCACAUCCUGGCUUAUUCUUUGUAUUUUGUCCUCAGCCUGAGGACGACACUGCACACUUACCUGCGUGCAAUCACUGCUCCACAUGCCUUUGUCCAACUUCUCUUGAUGGGAAAAGACUGGUGUUGAGUUUGCUCAGAAAACUAUACAGGGCCACUUCAAUCUCUGCAAAAUUCAAGUACCCAAUUCAAUCAAUAGUGUAACUCUACUAAUUCUCUGGUAAAUUGACUCAGAGAGCAUGGACUUGACUAUCGGAUUGGGAUGAGGAUUUGACAGAAUUCAUUGGACUGUGACGUAAAUCCAGCACAUAAUCCACAGUCCCAUCUGACAUUAAUGCUGAUUUGGGCCGUCAAGGCCUACUGGACUCAGAUCUAGGCCUGGAAAUGGCGGUUUUCUUCAGUAAAUGCAACAGAAAAAUUCAUCUUUUUAACAGCUUUUGCUUCUCGUAGCUUGUGAUUCUUUGGACUGGCUCCAAGCUCAGGGGUUCUUAGAGAGGAACAGGACAGUUGGGCUUACGUGUCUAUUUUUUCUUCAAGUUGGAGAGCUAGUGUUGUUAAGAUGUAUAUUUGGCCAGUUAUCUGUGCAGGCGCUCAUGGGUAGGCUGAACUGAUUCCGCCCUGUUAUAAGCAAUGGGGAGGGCUAGUAAAUGGCUUAGAAGUUUAUUGGGAGCGAAGAAAGAAUCUAAGCAAAAUGUUGCUCCUCCUCCUCCUGCCUUCAAAGAGACUUUUGUGGAUGAAAAUAAGAAGGCUCCCAAGGAAAAACGCAGGUGGAGCUUCAGAAGGUCGGUAAAAGACCAGACUGCAGAGCCAGCAAUAUCAAUUGUGGAACCCAGGCCCUCAUAUCUUUUAGAGACUGAGAGUGAGCAGAGCAAGCAUGCUAUUGCAGUUGCUGCCGCUACAGCUGCUGCUGCUGAUGCAGCUGUUGCAGCUGCCCAAGCAGCUGCGGCUGUUGUCAGAUUAACAAGUACUGGAUGCAACCCUAGCUAUGGAAUUGCUGCCAGAGAGCAAUGGGCCGCUACAAAGAUUCAGACUUCAUUCCGAGGAUAUUUGGCAAGAAGAGCUCUGUGUGCCCUUAAAAGCUUGGUAAAGUUGCAGGCAUUGGUUCGAGGCCACAUUGUGCGAAAGCAAGCAGCUGAAACACUGCGCAGCAUGCAAGCACUAGUUAGAGUUCAAGCCGUGGUCCGCGCCCGUCGAGUCAGAAUGUCUGAAGAAGGGCAGGCAGUUCAGAGGCAGUUGCUUCAAAGGCGCCAACAAGAGUCCCACCAACAGAGAUCUAGUGAUGGAUGGAAUGGCAACACUUACAGCAUGCUGCAGCAUGAAGCCAAGGUACAGAGCAGACAGGCUGCUGCUGUGAAACGCGAGAGAGCAUUAGCUUAUGCAUUCUCACAGAUGGAGAUGGAAAGAAGAUUGGAUGAAAGUGCAAAGAUUGUUGAGGUGGAUACCUGCAGGCCAAAACCAAGUUCCAGCAGGAAGAAGAAUUCAAUCUCAGAAUCUGAAUCAAUGGAGGAAAACAUGCCUUGUACUACAUUUUCAACUCAUUACCCUCGAUAUCAUUCAACUAUUCAAUCUGCCAAGCCUACCUACUCCCCUCCUCAGACUGAAGGACAACUUGCUUCUCCCAUACUUGUUUCUCCUAGCCAGUCAGAGUGUGUGACUGCAUCAGCUUUGCAGGAUUUCAGUCCAAGAACCUUGAGUGCACAAUAUGGGUAUUGUGAAGAUACCACAUUUUCCACGGCAGAGAGUAGUCCACAGUACUUCUCAGCAGCCUCAAAAGCUGAAGUUAGAAGAGGUCCAUUUACUCCAACCAAAUCUGAAUAUGUCGAGAGCUUCUUUCAAGAGUAUUCUGCCUUUCCAAACUACAUGGCUAAUACCGAGUCCUCAAAAGCUAAAGUUCGUUCCCAUAGUGCUCCCAAGCAAAGACCAGAGUCUUCCGAGAAAUUCGCAUUGAUGACAAAGAAAAGAACAUCUUUGCCAAAGUCUGCAGAAAAUAGGCUCAACAUUUUGGGGGCACGGAUGCAAAGGUCUUCCUCUCACGUUGGGGCAACCUGCAAGGGGUAUCUUUUUUCAGGAUCCAUGAUGCUAGAUAGAUCAACAAUGUCUCUGAAAGAUAGUGAAUGUGAUACAGUUUCUGUAAACAAUGGAGAUUACAGAAGAGGCUUGAUGAUGAUUGAGAAUGGAGAGCACCAGAAAAGGCCUUCUCCAGGCAAGCGGCGCUGAUAGAUGAAUUGAUGUCUCAAAAACAACAUUUGCACUCCGCAAGACAAACAGGAAAUGUUUGUGCACUGCCCUUGGGAAGCAAGCUCUGUCAUGAUGUGAUCUGUCAUUUCUAGAUAUGUUGUGCGUUGUGAAAAGUCCAAAUAAGAUACUUUCAUCAAACAAUUUCCUCUAGCCAUAACUGGUUUUAUGCUUAGUUUUCACUGAAAUUUCUGUACCACCAAGAGUCUAACAUUAAUUGAUAAAUGGGAUCUGAUGACAUACUUGAUAAGCGAACUGAUUCUACAUUACCCAGUAUUCUAGUAAUGUGUGGCAAUAGCUUGAAUGUUAUGUUAUCUCUUGGGUUCCUGUGUA